Messenger RNA from Arabidopsis arenosa, 655 nucleotides. The record is from the annotation of a GenBank genome assembly. NCBI's taxonomy places the organism in Eukaryota, Viridiplantae, Streptophyta, Magnoliopsida, Brassicales, Brassicaceae.
AUUUAGGGUUUUAGGAGAAGUUAGUUUUUAGGUCUUAAGUGGAGAGAGGCGUUGAAGCUAGUAGAAAGUAAGAAGAUGGCGAAAUACAACGAGAUCGCGAAGAAGAAGAGAGAGGCUAAAGCUGAUAGAAAACGAGCAAUUCACGGCGAUCCUCUUACCAAUAAAUUGAAGACUAGAACUCCGGUCCCAUCCCUCUCCGGUAAACGUCAGAGAAAACUCCUUCGCAAAUGGCGCCGAGACCAGAAAGAGAUGGUGGAGAAGGGUCUUGUUACAAUGGAAGAUGUGGAGAUGGCUUCUGCUCAAGCUGGAUUAGACGAAUCCAAGAAAUCCCCCAAAAAAUUUAGCGUUAAGAAGAGCUUGAAGCUCAAUAAACUGAAGAAUAAAGGUAAAAAGAAGAAAAACCAGAAAGCCAGUGGUGAAGUAUCUGCUGAUUGUAUGCUAGAAUGAGUUUCGUGUAAACCCAUUUCAUCUAACGGAUGAUACAAGUUUCUCAAUGUCUGGUUAGAUUCUUUCAAAAAUGGGAAACUUGUGUUUUUGCAUGAAGAGGAUGCAAGGCAGAGGAGUGGAGUGUUUGAUAGGAUUUUAUUUAAAGUUUUCCCAAUCUUAUAGUUUCUCAAACUAAUUUGUUUUGUCGUAUUAAAAAAGAUCAUAUUUU